Messenger RNA from Hydractinia symbiolongicarpus, 1236 nucleotides. RefSeq names its product A disintegrin and metalloproteinase with thrombospondin motifs adt-1-like. Bases 137 to 1144 code for a protein of 335 amino acids. The record is from RefSeq and is a predicted model, not a curated record. The transcript is spliced from 8 exons. NCBI's taxonomy places the organism in Eukaryota, Metazoa, Cnidaria, Hydrozoa, Anthoathecata, Hydractiniidae.
GGAGAUCAUAAUGUAAAAACUAAGAGCGUUACGGCAGUUGCUUUUAAAACUGUUUUAAUUCAGCUAUUAAACAAAGUUUAGUUCAAGAAGAGUAGUCGUUUAGGUUCAUAAGGACAGAGCUUCUUCGAAGAAUGUUAUGAAAAUGUUUAAGAUUAUAUGUUAUCAUACCGUUCUGAUGUCAUUAACAGUUGCUAUUAAUGGAAAAACUAAAGAACAUGUUACCUGUAUACGAGAUUACGUUCAGAUUGGUUGCUAUGAGAACGUGCAUAAAUUAUUGACACAGUUUCUGGUCAGUGAUCGAGAUAUUGCAUCAAAAUAUUCUACUGGUCAUUUAAUUGAUUGGAGGAGCUAUGCUCUCUCACUACACAGUUUGGCUUGUCGCUGUUCAGAGAAGGCCCGUAAACUUAACCUAAAAUAUUUUGGUAUACGCUUUUACGGAGAAUGUUACGGUGGUAAUGAUAUUCUCGCACUACAUGAGCAAAUGCGAGAAGAAGAUAUGACGGAGAAAUCAAGUCAUGUCCAUUGCAUUAAUGGAGAAUACGCCAAAUGUAACAGCAUUGAAAAAGAAUGCGCUGGUACUCAUCUUGGAGAAUAUGUAUACGAGAUUACCUAUGAAUCAGAGAAAGUUGUUGAUGGUGGAUUUUCGGAAUGGUCUGAGUUUGGUGAUUGUUCGUCGGAAUGUAAUGUUGGAGUCGAGAUUAGAGAAAGGAAAUGUAAUAAUCCUGAACCUAAAGGAGAAGGAGCGAAAGAUUGCAGUGAAAUUGGUCCUUACACAGAAAGUAGGCCAUGUAAAAUGGUUCAAUGUGAUAAACCAACAGUUUGGUCAAACUGGACACCAUGCUCAAAAUCGUGUAAUUCUGGAUUUACCAUAAGAACUAUGGGUUGUAAUUCAGCAAGAACACGAUGUGUUGGGUCAGAAUCUGAAAUUAGAGAAUGUAAUACUCAUGACUGCUCAGACGUUUUCCCGAUUGGAGUACAUUGGUCCAACUGGUCAGCUUGUUCACAAUCAUGUGGCGAUGGGAAAAGAUAUAGAAAAAGAUUCUGCAACUCUGAUAGGUUAAAAUUGGAAGGAAAACUAUGUGCAGAUUAUGAGCAGGACGAGAUGAUCUGCAAUUUACAGGAUUGUCCAGUGAAUGGUCAGUAAAUAGAUGAUGCAUUUCACAGUACAGAACCAUUAACGAAAUAAUAAUUGUACUAAAUCUAUACAACUACACAAAAACAUGCAAUUUGUUAUAA